AUGAAAGGUGAGGAUGUGAGACUUAUGCUAUGGGAUACUGCAGGUCAAGAAGAAUUUGAUGCCAUAACUAAAGCUUAUUACAGAGGAGCACAAGCCUGCGUUUUAACUUUCUCUACAACGAAUAGAGACUCUUUUGAAGCUAUUCAUUCGUGGAAAUUAAAGGUAGAAGAUGAAUGCGGAGAAAUUCCAACAGUUUUAGUACAGAAUAAAAUUGAUUUAAUUGACCAAAGUGUCGUAGAACCGGAAGAAGUUGAACGUCUUUCUCAAUCCCUAGGAUGUAAACUUAUAAGAACAUCCGUUAAAGAAGAUAUCAACAUAAAUUCUGUUUUCAGAUAUUUAGCAGCAAAAUGUUUAUCUGAAAUUCACGAACAAGAAAAAGAAUAUAGUAUUGGUAAUGGAAUUUCUCCCUUCACCAUCAAUGCAUUUGGAAGUCCCACCGUAAACGGUAAAAAUUGUCGAAACGGAAAUAGCACAAUAAUUUUGCAACCAGGUAAAAAAAAUCAAAGAAAAAAGAAAAAUAUAUUUAAAGGUUCUUGUAGAUUAUUGUGA
Messenger RNA from Pediculus humanus corporis (human body louse), 549 nucleotides. Its product is annotated as rab23, putative. The record is from RefSeq and is a predicted model, not a curated record. NCBI's taxonomy places the organism in Eukaryota, Metazoa, Arthropoda, Insecta, Psocodea, Pediculidae. The transcript is spliced from 4 exons. Gene Ontology annotation, molecular function: GTP binding; GTPase activity. The coding region runs from base 1 to 549 and encodes 182 amino acids.